Siniperca chuatsi (mandarin fish) is the source of this 4498-nucleotide messenger RNA. It is a transcript of the gene yaf2, whose product is annotated as YY1 associated factor 2. The transcript is spliced from 4 exons. Lineage: Eukaryota; Metazoa; Chordata; Actinopteri; Centrarchiformes; Sinipercidae. The record is from RefSeq and is a predicted model, not a curated record. The coding region runs from base 179 to 739 and encodes 186 amino acids. Gene Ontology annotation, cellular component: nucleus. Gene Ontology annotation, molecular function: transcription coregulator activity; DNA binding. Gene Ontology annotation, biological process: positive regulation of DNA-templated transcription.
CCUCGGGAAGUAACCCAGCCUCUGAUUGGCCAAAGCGAGUCACGUGAACAUUUCCCAAGCGGAGUUUCCACGACAGCUGGAAGCCGAGCGGUACAGGCGCAUCGCUUCUUUGCUAAAAUUAUCGGAAAUAACACGACUUCUGCUCGUCUCAGCACCUCCAGAUAAACCCUGGUCUGGCAUGGGCGACAAGAGGAGUCCCACAAGGCCGAAGCGUCAACCGAAGCCCUCCUCCGACGAGGGGUUUUGGGACUGCAGCGUGUGCACGUACAAGAACACGGCAGAAGCUUUUAAGUGCAUGAUGUGUGAUGUCAGGAAGGGGACAUCAACAAGGAAACCUCGUCCCGUCUCCCAGCUCGUCUCGCAGCAGCAGGUAACCCAGCAGUUUGUGUUGCCCUCGCAGCCCAAAAAGGAGAAGAAGGAGAGAGUAGAGAGGGAGAAGAGCGACAGAGAGCCGGCGCUCAAGAAGAACAGUCACAAAAAGAUGAGGCCCAGAUUAAAAAACAUUGACCGGAGCAGCGCACAGCACCUGGAGGUGACGGUUGGGGACCUGACAGUCAUCAUAACGGACUUUAAGGAGAAGGCCAAGCCCUCGUCCACCUCGGCUACAUCGUCCAGCGCCGCAUCCACGGCCGACCACCACAGCCAGAACGGCUCCAGCUCGGAGAACACAGAGAAGGGGCUUUCCCGCUCCUCCUCACCACGAGGAGAGGGGAGCUCAGUCAAUGGAGAGUCCCACUGAGUCACCCCCUCAAAACCUCCCCUGGCCCCCACCCACAUCUCAUCUGCAAGUCCACGGGUCGCUGGUGCAGCGUCCUGCCUCUAUUUUAGAGCUGCACAAUACUGACAAAAAAACUGUUUUUUGCUUUCUUUCUUUUGGAUAUUUCAAAUUUCAAUAGGAUUUGUUUGCCCAUUUACCAGAGAACAAGUUGCCAACACAUCAGAUUUGGCAAGUUUCAAUCAGUUUAAAGAUUCUCCACAGCACUGGAAUUCUGCAUUUAGAAAGCAAUAUGAAACACCUUUUGCGCCAUCUUUGAAGUUUUUAGUGAUCAACAUUUUCACUUGGACAUUUGGUGUAACCGGAGGGAUCCCACACGUUGUCCAAAGCUCGCUACUAGAAUAUUUACUGAGACAGUUUCAUUCUGACGAGGAACUUCUUCAGUUUGGACAAGCUGUAUGGUCCUUUGCGGUUUCCCUUGAUAUCAUCUUCAGUGGCUGGCAGAGUGACCUUUUUUUCCCCCAUGUGGAAUUUUUAACCUCUGUCUGGAAUCAUUACCUACUUGUUAUAAACCUGAACCAUCUACUACACACUCUCAGUGUCCCUACACUGAACCUUCAACCUCACAGCGAACCUUCGCUCCUGAUCUUGAUACUCCAAGCUUUUACUUCUGGACUGCCUCUGCUGUAGAGUGACUUUUUUGACACAGCAUAGCAGCUGUACUCCUACUGGCACCAUUUGUGUGUUGCGUAAUGUUUGGAGCAGGUUUGUUUAGUUCAGGUAAUGCUUGUCAUGGCCGUGUAAAGGCACCGGGCAGGUUUUGAUAAAAGUCCUCUUUUAAAGGUUGCAGGAAGGUAUAGUAUACAUUUAAAGGAUAAUACCGGUGUUUUUUGUUUUAGGUUUGUGCCAAUAAUCGACUCUACCCCUGUUUUUACAUUAUUCCCAGUUUGCCUGCAUACAGUCAGCCAAGUUAGAGAUACAAUCAGGGUUUUGUUUUUCUAUCUAGCCAUUCAUUUUGUACAGUAUAUAAACAACAACCACAAACAUGCAUUAAGUGAUAUUUUUGAUAUAAACAUAGAAUCUAAUGAAUUUGAGUAAUGUGAAAAGCUGAACAGAAUCACCAACUCUCCAGCUAUAUGCAGCUUUUAGCUCAUUGUUAUGACUCUCACAUACACCAACCACCAACCAUCCAUGUCCAGCAAACCAGUUCAGACAAGCUGUUGUUACACUACCUGGCUAGCAUGCAAUGGCAGAAGAUUGAAGUUAGCUAUUAGCUGGUAAAGAAAGUUUUAAACAGCUGCUAGUUAACUAGCUACUAGCCAAGUACAGUCCAAACCAGAGCUGAAAGUUUGAUAAAUAUUGGGCUAAACACUAAUCCAAAUGGAUGCUUAUGUUGGUAUAUGUCUGCUAGAUAUGCAAGUAGGCAAUACAUUGCUAACAUAUUAGCCAUAACAGCUAAAAUCUGUCUCUCAGGGCUUUGUUUCUUUGAGUUGAGUUUGCAGUCUUCCUGUACCCUCAUGCUAUCAAAACAAUCACUUAAUGCAGCUUUAAGAAUUAUCCAAGCUUUGUAAUUCAUUACAGUAGGCGUGAACUUUGGUAAUACUUUAUCCGUCACAUUGUCAAUACAUGAUGUAGACAAAAUGUGUUACCAGUCACUGACAUCCUUUUUAUGAUAAUGUUGCACCAUCAACGCAAAUACGGUAACAAUUCUUCAAAAACGUGUUGCCUUACAAAUGCACAUCAUCAUAUUUCUGCUUUUAUUUUGCGUGCUUUUAUUUUCUUGAACAAGAGCUAAUUUCAAGCCAGGUUUAUGACAGUCAAGUUUGUUACAGAGAUAGUCGAUUGCACAAUGACUGAGGAACUGCCAACUAAAUGUAGAAGGUAGUUAAGGGGCUGUAGCUGUAAACGGCACCGGUAUUCUCCUUUUAAUCUCUGCUGCACAAACAGGGCUGCACCUGCUCAGUGUCACAGUGGAAAACCAGAGGGUGCUUAUACUGUUCUGCCCCCGCAGUGGACCCGGUCUGGAUACAGCAUGGUGCUUGUACAACAGAAAAAGAGCUUUGACUUCUGGACAUGCACAUUUAGCAGCUGUAUAGGUGGUGUGAUGGACUUCAGAAACUGUUUAAAUUCCUCCAUUUUGAUGUAGCAAAGUGGGGGAGCUUUAGAAUCUACUAAACUCCCAGCAGAACAACGAUAGAUCAACCUAACUACACAAUAACUUAUAAAACCUGUAGAAUACUACGCAGAUAAAAUGGAUAUUUCUAAAAUAUUGUACUACAAUGUUUUGAUGUGGUUGUAUUAUCCAUCAUACCAGUGUUAUUGUCGAGAUCUUUACUUUAACAUUUUAGCACAGAUCCUGAGAACUGUCAUGGCAUGAUAAUAUUAUGGUCUCAGUAUAUUGUGGGACAGGCUAUGUCUCUUAGUAUGUUAGCAUCGUUUAAUGUGUCAGAGACGUAUUCUUAUAGGUUCACUGCACUAGCUGGGACUAGGUGUGUGGACUCGUGAGAACUGUUCGGAAAGACAUUUGUUAUUUGGUUGUGGCAAAAAUGGAAAGACACUUAAAAAUAUGUUAGUGUCACUUGUUGAUAUUGUUUUGUUUUGCUUUGCCAUGCUCAGUUGUUUUCAAAUGUGUGAACUUGUUUAUUACAUGUCUGAAUAAGAAAAUAACAAAAUUCCAACAAAAAAAAGUCUUUUUCAUGCACACAAUUUUACGUUUUGUCAUUAGUCACUUUCUCAUCUAUGCCGGUUUCAUACUAAUAUGGCCUUUUUCUAAGCAGAGUAUUUUUUGUUGUUGUUUUUAGCGCCACCUGGUGAACGAAUUAAUAACUGCUGCUUAUCUUCAACACAGUACAUACAGGUUCAGACUAGUUUACAGAUUGGGCCCCUAAUGCCAAACUGUGCACAUCCCCAACCAUGUAAUAGUUGAGUUUUAAUGAGUAGUUAUAAGCAUAAGGUAUGGUUUACACACUAAUUAAUUAACCACUACAUCAGCCAAUAACCUAAUUUUCCCACACUAAAUGAAAAUGCAGCUGACGUUCAGGUCUGUUGUCUAGUGGAGCCACCUCAAUAAAAAACACUAGUCACUUAAAGCCAUGAAUGGGUCUUUUCAGAGGUGAAAUCAAUUGAAGGUUGCUGCAGACGGAGCCUGAGGGGGGAGGGAGGGGGAGGAAUCAACUUUGCUUAUAGCUCCCACCCUUCCCCCAUGUAGGGUCCCGACCUCCUGCUUCUGUUGCAUGAUGUGCAUCAAGUGAAACGGAUUGAAUAGAGACAAAUUCCGGAAGUUUGUUAUCGCCUUCAAAGUAAAAGUCCAAAAUGUAUGCCUAAAGAUAUGAAAAGGGACAGUAAGUGAACAGAAGCUAAUUUAGACCACACUAAGUAUCGGACGUUUUUAUGAAAAGUAUUACAAUAUACAAUGAAAAUCACAAGUAUAUAAUUUGUAUUAUGGUACAUUCCUAAGCCUCCCAUCUUUCAAAUAAGUUUGUCAAAUGUCAAAAUCGUUGAAUCUGUAGGAGGUGAGCUAAAGAAAAUGGUCAGAGCAAAUAGUUUCUCCUUCCCUCACAUUAUAGUCUUCAAGUACAAGAGUGAUACAGCACAUGAGAUAUCUGAGCCAUGCUUUCAAGCAUUACCAUAGGUAUGGACCAUAGACUGUUUGUGUGUGUGUGUAUAUAUAUAUAUAUAUAUAUAUAUAUUGUCUAUAUUAUGGUAUAGACAUGAGCAGCUACACCAUUUUAAAAGUGCAUACUUGUAUAAAUGGGUCUUAAAUGUCAUAAAUGACCACACUGA